AUGCAUAUGAGUGACGAACAACCUGCCGUUAAUCUUGCAAGCUUCAAGGUGCCCAAGUUACUCCACGCCAACAGCCGGAUCCGAGAGGAAGCUGUCCCGAUACUCUUCGAAAAAUGCGUAUUCUUUGUUCCCGUGAACAGCGACCUUAUUUUGUAUGAGAACUUCGUCAACGAGAUCCAUGAAGUUAGCCAACUAAGACUUCGUCUUGGUAUUCUAAUCGCGAAUGGUGGACUUAUUCAUCAAGUACCUUUUGCGAUAAGCAUCUUGCGUCUAUUGCGAAGGAAGAAGGCAUCUGUCAGGCGCCUCCGAGCCGAACUUGAUCUCAAAUCCAGGCAAGAGUCGCCUGUCAUCGGACAGAACGCUGUAGAGUGGAUGCAUUCCCCUUCCAUCGCGCCUCAUGCCUUCAUGAAGGACAUCUUGUUUCAAAUCUGCUUUGAUGAUACGGCUGAAGGCAAAACCUCUAUGCUGGAGUUCAGAGUAGCUGGUGGGACGGCCGAAAUCGGGAUCCCGGAAGAUUUCGACGAGACUUGGACGAGUUUGGCGAAGAUCAAUAGCAAUAUAGCAAACUUGGUCUGGCAAAUUAUAUUGCAAAGGUCUUGGCUCAGAGGAUUCUCAUUGGAUGAUGUGAGAACUCUUGGGAAGCUGUAUUCAUGCUGGGAAGGUUCCUAA
Messenger RNA from Truncatella angustata, 669 nucleotides. RefSeq lists its product as uncharacterized. The coding region runs from base 1 to 669 and encodes 222 amino acids. The record is from RefSeq and is a predicted model, not a curated record. NCBI's taxonomy places the organism in Eukaryota, Fungi, Ascomycota, Sordariomycetes, Amphisphaeriales, Sporocadaceae. The transcript has 2 exons.